AUGGCAUCAGAAGACGACCAGACACAGACGGGAUACGAGGAUGGUCUGGCGGGCGGUCCAGGAGCACCGACGCCCCUGUCUGGCCUCGAGGGCAUCUCAGGCCUUACAAAGCGAGACAUCCAGCUAUUCGUCGAUGCUGGCUACAACACAGUCGAGAGCGUCGCAUACACACCGAAGAAGGUGCUCGAGACGAUCAAGGGUGUGUCAGAGCAGAAGGCCACCAAAAUUCUCACCGAAGCAUCGAAGCUUGUGCCUAUGGGCUUCACGACCGCCACCGAAAUGCACCAACGACGAUCAGAGCUCAUCUCCAUUACGACCGGCUCGAAGCAGCUCGACACCCUCCUGGCAGGCGGAAUCGAAACCGGCAGCAUAACAGAGCUCUUUGGAGAGUUCAGGACGGGAAAGAGUCAGAUUUGUCAUACCCUCGCCGUGACAUGCCAGCUGCCAUUCGACAUGGGCGGUGGCGAGGGAAAGUGUCUGUACAUCGACACGGAGGGUACCUUUCGGCCUGUGCGAUUGCUGUCUGUGGCUGAUCGCUUUGGCUUGUCUGGCGAGGAGGUACUGGACAAUGUGGCCUACGCACGCGCAUACAACUCGGAUCAUCAGCUGCAGCUGCUGAAUCAAGCCGCGCAGAUGAUGACCGAGACCCGCUUCUCGCUCCUCAUCGUGGACAGUGCCACAUCCCUAUAUCGAACGGACUUCAUGGGUCGUGGUGAGCUAUCGAAUCGCCAGACACAUCUUGCCAAGUUCAUGCGUAUCCUGCAACGACUUGCAGAUGAGUUCGGUAUCGCUGUUGUGAUUACCAACCAGGUAGUGGCACAAGUAGACGGAGGUCCAUCAGCUAUGUUCAAUCCAGAUCCGAAGAAGCCAAUUGGAGGCAACAUCAUCGCCCAUGCUUCAACAACUCGCCUGUCGCUCAAGAAAGGCCGAGGCGAGACGCGUGUCUGCAAGAUCUACGAUUCACCUUGCCUGCCAGAAUCGGACUGCCUGUUCGCAAUCACGGAGGCUGGCAUCAACGAUCCAGCACCAAAGGACCUUGAGAAGGACUGA
Fulvia fulva is the source of this 1050-nucleotide messenger RNA. Its product is annotated as DNA repair protein rhp51. Gene Ontology annotation, cellular component: condensed nuclear chromosome. The transcript is spliced from 3 exons. The record is from RefSeq and is a predicted model, not a curated record. NCBI's taxonomy places the organism in Eukaryota, Fungi, Ascomycota, Dothideomycetes, Mycosphaerellales, Mycosphaerellaceae. Gene Ontology annotation, biological process: reciprocal meiotic recombination; DNA recombinase assembly; mitotic recombination-dependent replication fork processing. Gene Ontology annotation, molecular function: double-stranded DNA binding; DNA strand exchange activity; ATP hydrolysis activity. Bases 1 to 1050 code for a protein of 349 amino acids.